CAACAACAGUCGUAAACAACCAUUGUUCUAGAAGCUGCUCUUCCAAACGAUCAAUACUGCUAUGAACACAUGAGUUUGAACACAGCAACAACGUUGCUAUCAGAGUUGUUAUAUAUCGAGUAAACAGUAACUAUGCUUCAAACUAACAAGCAUUAGAAUACCCAUGAGUUCAACAGUAACGUUUGACUUUGAAGUUUAAUAUUUGACUAAAGAAGUUUUUGUGUUAUAAACUUUAAUUAAAAUACAUUAAACAGGAUAUUGUCAUUUUUGAUAAACGAGACUGAUAUUGAAGCAACUGGUCAGGGAUACUUUGCAAUUAUUUUCAGUUUUUUUACUCCUGUUAACUGAAUAUUAGAUAUCAAAUUUUCCUGUUGACGUGCGUGAAAGGAUCUUGAUCAAAUUUCUUGUGGUCUUAGUUAAUCAUCUAUUUUUCUAUUUGAUAACAUUUGAUACUUGUCUGUGGAUAAAAUGGUAACUGGAAGGAUUCCCAGUGCAUGUGAUUCGUUUUCUUGGCAAAAGAGAACAUAUGAAAAGCAUAGAAAACGGGUUAAAUCGGCAACUCCAACAGUAGACAUGACUCCUCCGCAAUCGAGACCUCACGUUCUUUAUGAUGCUAAACGGUUACAAUUACAGCAAGAAAGACAAGCCCAAAUUAUAAGAGACAAUUUUAUAUUAUUGAGAAAUCUUCAAAAUAUAAUGCAUGGAAAAAACAAGAAGAAAAAUUACAGACUCGAUGAGAAACGAUCGGAAUGUAUUAGAAUUUUUUAAUCUAAUUAAUAAACUUAGUAGUUUUUGUAAUUUACUAUAUCAAUGAAUUAUCAAAAAAAAAUUUCUUACAUA
Messenger RNA from Chelonus insularis, 840 nucleotides. RefSeq lists its product as uncharacterized. The transcript has 2 exons. The coding region runs from base 469 to 768 and encodes 99 amino acids. NCBI's taxonomy places the organism in Eukaryota, Metazoa, Arthropoda, Insecta, Hymenoptera, Braconidae. The record is from RefSeq and is a predicted model, not a curated record.